This is a messenger RNA of Trematosphaeria pertusa, 969 nucleotides long. RefSeq lists its product as uncharacterized. Lineage: Eukaryota; Fungi; Ascomycota; Dothideomycetes; Pleosporales; Trematosphaeriaceae. Gene Ontology annotation, molecular function: oxidoreductase activity, acting on paired donors, with incorporation or reduction of molecular oxygen; steroid hydroxylase activity; heme binding. The transcript is spliced from 3 exons. The record is from RefSeq and is a predicted model, not a curated record. Bases 1 to 969 code for a protein of 322 amino acids.
AUGCGCAAUACGCGCCUGCGGCACAGCACCGAUAUAUUUGUCUUUAUCACAGCCUCGCGUCGCGUUCGGAAGCGCUCCUGCUCGCACGCGAUCAUCCAGCGACGACAUGGACUCCGUGCUAAGCGCGACGGCGAUCAAAGUCGUGGCCACAGCGCUGGCGGUCCUGCUGUCAUGGAGAGCCAUGUCGCGGGCUUCUUCAUGGACUUCAACGGCGCGAUCGAGAAGGGCAGAAAGUACUUCAACAAGUCGCGCGAACCCUUCACCAUGACCGUCGCCGGCCAGACGAUCUACGUAGCGACUUCUGCCGAGGACAUCACCCGCGUCUGGAACAAUUCAAAAACCAUUUCGAUGAACCCUCUGACUAUGGACAUGUAUAUCUGGUGUGGCAUCUCAGAGAGGAGCCGGGAAUCCCUGUUCGAACGACACCCAUCUGCGCAGUACAAUGCGGACAACGCUCGCCCGCUCACGCCUACACAAAUGGUGAUCGAACUGCACCACCAGCAGCUCUCAGGCGCGAGACUGGACGCGCUGGUGGAAGAAAAGGUCAUCCCAGCUCUGUUCAAGAAGUUGGGCUUCUCUCAGCCAAAUGCGCCAGCGGUGCUUAGUCGGUCGGAGAAGUCAAUCACAAUCUCUCUGCACGAGCUCUGCGUCGAUCUCUUCAUAACGCACGACACUGAAGUAUUCUGGGGACCCGCGCUUCUGAAGAACUCACCCAAUAUGAUCAAGGCGUUCCUAGACUGGGAGUACAGCAGCUGGAAGUUCCUCUUCCAGCUUCCAGAUAUCUUUGCGAAGGAUAUGCUCAAAGCGAAAAGUACGAUUACCGGGGCGUUCGCGAACUAUUACAAGCUGCCGCGAAGCCAGCGCCCAAACGCAGAAUACUUCGCAACGGGGUUGGAGGAUAUGCUCCGCGAGGCGGGGUUGAGCGAGGAUGAGAUGGGGAAGUUUACUCUGCUCCAUUACUGGGCGUAA